AUGCCUAACGAGCUGCCAAAUAAUUUGAAACUGUUUAUGGAGGACAAAAAGUCAAGUGGUACCAUCCUUGUUGCACUCGGCACGAAUGUACGUUGGAUUAAUGCACCGAAUUCGACGCAAGAGGCAUUUAAUCACACGCUUCGACGAUUAUCUGAUUACAGGAUAAUAUUUGUAUACGAUGGUGAUAAAUUAAAUGAUAUGCCACCACAUAUCAGAGUGUUAAAGUGGGCACCGCAGCACGGCAUUCUUAGCCAUCAGUCGACUCGUCUUUUUAUCAGCCAUGGCGGUUUGAAGAGUUUAAAAGAAGCGAUCUGCUCAAAGACUCCGAUGUUGAUUCUUCCAUUAUUUGCCGAACAAACUGUCAACGGCGCAUUCGCUCAAAAACUUGGCUUCGCUCGUACAAUCAGCAAAUCGGCGCUAAGCGGCGAGAAGCUUUAUUCAGUGGCGAUCGAUCUGCUCACGCAUCCACGUUAUACGGAGCGAAUAACGACGGUUAAGGAUAUUUUCACGGACAAAGUGAUAAAUCCGUUGGAAGAAGCGAAAUUUUGGAUAAAUCGAACGAUUAAAAUGCAAAAAAUUAGCGAGAAAUUUAAACGAAAGGGAAUGUUUUUGUACACUUUUCAGUAUUUUUACAUGCCUGAAAUCGUUGCUCUCUCUGUUUUAAUCCUUUUUAUGGCAAUUUUUUAA
Dracunculus medinensis (Guinea worm) is the source of this 687-nucleotide messenger RNA. NCBI's taxonomy places the organism in Eukaryota, Metazoa, Nematoda, Chromadorea, Rhabditida, Dracunculidae. The record is from the annotation of a GenBank genome assembly.